GCUGCUGGCCGGGAGGCAGGUGGCAGCCAGGUAGACAGUGGAGGAAGCAGGAACCCAGGGACGUGAGAUGGGAGGCAAGGCCAUGUCCGGAAGCCAGCUGUGGGCUGCUGUGGUCCUCCUGCUGCUGCUGCGGAGUGCACAGUCCGUCCUCAUCAAGUACGAUGGCUUCCAAGUAGAGCUGGAAUCUGUGAAGAAGCUGAAUGAGUUGGAGAAGCAGCUGGCAUCCAACUCCUUACCAGAGACCAGUUCCCCUCUACCCGCUGUGUGCCAUCACCUUGCUUUGCCCGAGGACCUCCAACCUGUCUGCGCCUCCCAGAAAGCUGCCAGCAUCUUCAAGGCCUUGAGCACCAUCGCCACUGACGAAUGCGAGCUGUGUAUAAAUGUUGCCUGUACGGGCUGCUACUGAAAUGACCCUGGGUGUCUUAAGCCCACUCUAAACACCCACCUGUCCCCCAACCUACCCCAUCCACACUCAGGCAUCAUUGGAGUAAUCACCACCCUCCCAGGAUAGCUGGAUCCAUGACAAGGCAAUGGGACACAGGAAUGGCAUCUUUGGCCUCCAUGCAGCUGCAUCUGAAUAAAGAUACUACCCACAAAA
Molecule: messenger RNA, 598 nt
Organism: Peromyscus leucopus (white-footed mouse)
Lineage: Eukaryota; Metazoa; Chordata; Mammalia; Rodentia; Cricetidae
Gene: Guca2b
Product: guanylate cyclase activator 2B
Exons: 3
Coding region: 68-406 (112 amino acids)
Cellular component (GO): extracellular region
Molecular function (GO): guanylate cyclase activator activity
Source: RefSeq, a predicted model, not a curated record